AUGUCCUGUCAGAGUCCGCAUUUGAUGUACACGAUACUUGGAGUCGGUGUUCUUCACCUCAAUCGCAUUUCCCCCGGCAACAAAACGCGGCAGUUUGCAGAGACACUUUUCUGGCAGCGCGCUAUUAAGCUAUACCAAGCGGCACUUACCUCCAACGUUACUCCCCAGAAUGUUGAUGCCCUCCUGUCAACAUGCAUGUUCAUGGGACUCACCACUCUCUGUCCCGAAAAUAUCAAGCCAACGGACUCGUGGGUAUUGUCCGAUAAGCCGGACGCAAUGAACUGGCUCUGUUUACAGAGUGGGAUCCGGUGUAUAAUAACCCUCGCUAAGCCGUACCUUGAUUCCACCAUCUGGGCCUCGACAUUCCAGGAAGCCCACGAGGACGAAGUGGCAUUCUUGGAGCACAUAAUUAAGCAAGGGCGGGACGGUCUCGACCCUGAUCUGGCUGACCUCUGUGGGAUUGACGACUCUACCACCGCCAAGACAAAUCCAUACUACGAGCAUCUCCGGUUGUUGACAGGCUUGUUCGAACUAGAAAGAAAUUUCGAAAACUCGGCCAAAUGUACCUCCUUCAUGGGGAAAUUGACGACCGAUUUUCUUGCGCUUUUGAGACGGAGAGAUCCGCCAGCCCUUGUGAUCCUGGCGCAGUGGAUGGGUCUCAUGUGUACCAUGUCCCACUGGCAGCCGUGGAUUUUUGGUCGACUUGUCACUGAAUGCAUCGCUAUUUGCAUGUACCUGGAACAUGAUCCGGAUCCACGGAUAUCGCGUCUUCUGGAGUUUCCAGCUAGCGCCUGUGGGUAUUCGUCUCGGAAUAGUUCAAAGAGCACUUGA
Messenger RNA from Aspergillus oryzae RIB40, 831 nucleotides. RefSeq lists its product as uncharacterized. Gene Ontology annotation, molecular function: DNA-binding transcription factor activity, RNA polymerase II-specific. Gene Ontology annotation, biological process: regulation of transcription by RNA polymerase II. Bases 1 to 831 code for a protein of 276 amino acids. Lineage: Eukaryota; Fungi; Ascomycota; Eurotiomycetes; Eurotiales; Aspergillaceae. The transcript has a single exon. The record is from RefSeq and is a predicted model, not a curated record.